Molecule: messenger RNA, 2172 nt
Organism: Bufo bufo (common toad)
Lineage: Eukaryota; Metazoa; Chordata; Amphibia; Anura; Bufonidae
Gene: MTM1
Product: myotubularin 1
Exons: 15
Coding region: 121-1914 (597 amino acids)
Biological process (GO): dephosphorylation; mitochondrion distribution; negative regulation of autophagosome assembly
Cellular component (GO): plasma membrane
Molecular function (GO): phosphatidylinositol-3,5-bisphosphate 3-phosphatase activity
Source: RefSeq, a predicted model, not a curated record
CCGGGAUCACGUGACAGCUGCUUGGGUUGUUCUCCUUUGGAGAGGUGAGCGGCGGUUUCAGAACUUCCUGUCAGGCUCGGCGGCCCUGGAGGCGGAUCUGACCCGCACAGGUUCAUCAUCAUGGCCACGUUCUCCGUACCAAGGUUCAAUUCCAACUCCUUGGAAAACUCCUCAAGAAGGCCUUCUGACACCAACCAAGAAGACAACAAUGAAGUCCCACUACUACCUGGAGAAAGCCUUGUAACAGAUAAGGAAGUUAUAUACAGGUGUCCAUAUAAUGCUCCAGUUAAAGGAAGGCUGUAUGUCACAAACUAUAAACUGUACUUCAAAGGUGAGGAGACGGAUCAGUUAAUUGUGUUUGAAGUUCCUCUUGGAGUUAUCGCAAGAAUUGAAAAGAUGGGGAAUGCCUCCAGUAGAGGAGAAAACGCUUAUGGUCUUGAUAUAACCUGCAAAGACAUGAGAAACCUGCAUUUUGCUCUGAAACAGGAAAAACACAGCAGAAGACAGAUAUUUGAAGAGCUGACAAAACAUGCUUUUCCCCUCUCACACAGUUUGCAAUUCUUUGCCUUUGUAAAUGAAGAAAGAUUUCCGCAGAAUGGCUGGGAUGUCUAUGAUCCUGUUUCAGAGUUUCGGAGGCAGGGUUUACCAAACGAUAAUUGGAGAUUAAGCUUCAUUAAUAAAACCUAUGAGUUCUGUGACACCUACCCUCCUCUGUUAAUGGUGCCAUUUCAUGCCGCAGAUGACGAUCUCAGGAAAGUUGCCGCCUUCAGGUCCAGGAACAGGAUUCCGGUUUUGUCUUGGAUACACCCAGAAAAUCAGUCCGUCAUCACAAGGUGCAGCCAGCCAUUAGUGGGUAUGAGCGGCAAGCGGAAUAGAGAUGAUGAGAGGUACCUGGACAUAAUUAAAGAUGCCAAUAAUAAAAGCUCAAAACUGACAAUUUACGAUGCCAGGCCAAAUGUAAAUGCUGUGGCUAAUAAGGCAACAGGAGGGGGCUACGAGAGCGAGGAUGCAUAUCCAUUUGCAGAACUUGUUUUUCUGGAUAUCCAUAACAUUCACGUCAUGAGAGAGUCUCUGAAGAAACUGAAAGACAUAGUCUUCCCACAUGUAGAGGAGUCUCACUGGCUCUCCAGCCUGGAGUCUACGCACUGGUUAGAACACAUUAAGCUGGUCUUGACAGGAGCCAUUCAAGUAGCAGAUAAGGUGGCUUCUGGGAAAAGUUCUGUGGUUGUGCACUGCAGCGAUGGCUGGGAUCGGACGGCCCAGCUGACCUCUCUGGCCAUGCUGAUGCUGGACAGCUACUAUAGGAGCAUAGAAGGCUUUGAGGUGUUGGUGCAAAAGGAGUGGAUAAGUUUCGGACAUAAGUUUGGAUCGAGAAUUGGACAUGGUGACAAGAAUCACGCCGAUGCUGACAGAUCCCCAAUCUUCGUUCAGUUCAUUGACUGUGUGUGGCAGAUGUCUAAGCAGUUUCCCACAGCGUUUGAGUUUAAUGAGCACUUUCUGAUUACUAUUCUGGAUCAUCUUUACAGCUGCCGAUUUGGCUCUUUCUUGUAUAACUGUGAGUCUGUAAGAGAAAAAGAGAAACUGAGAGAAAAGACACAGUCCCUGUGGUCCUGGAUAAACAGUGAAAAGUCAAAGUACAUAAAUCCCUUUUACACCAAGGAGCUGAAUCGAGUCUUGUACCCCGUUGCCAGCAUGCGUCACCUGGAGCUCUGGGUCAAUUACUAUAUUAGGUGGAAUACAAGAAUCAGACAGCAGCAACCAAACCCAGUGGAACAGCGAUACAUGGAGCUUCUGGCUUUACGAGAUGAUUAUAUAAAGAAACUUGAAGAACUUCAAAUCUCAAAUUCACCAAAAAUGAACAACUCCUCCACCUCUCCGCCGUCACCUUCUCGAAUCAUGCAAACCCCGUUUUGAACCAUGAGAAAAAAAAGCUCUUAAUAUGAAGUAUAGAUGAGGACUGCUCGUUUUUGAGGAGGCCAUUUUGAAUGAUGCCUUAAUUUGGAUGAAGUUUGAAUCUUCAUGGUUGAAUAAAAAUGUGCCUUUUUACGAUCCUGACAUAUUAUCCUUUUUAUAUGUUGCACUGGUAGGUAGGUCAUGUUAAAUAAUAAAUGUAGGAAAUGUUCCCUGGCCGACUUUUUACCAUAUCACAUUGGACUUGUGAAUAUAUAUUAA